Eremomyces bilateralis CBS 781.70 is the source of this 1198-nucleotide messenger RNA. Its product is annotated as hypoxanthine guanine phosphoribosyltransferase. The transcript has 5 exons. Gene Ontology annotation, molecular function: hypoxanthine phosphoribosyltransferase activity. Gene Ontology annotation, biological process: XMP salvage; hypoxanthine metabolic process; GMP salvage. Gene Ontology annotation, cellular component: cytoplasm. Lineage: Eukaryota; Fungi; Ascomycota; Dothideomycetes; Eremomycetales; Eremomycetaceae. The coding region runs from base 69 to 701 and encodes 210 amino acids. The record is from RefSeq and is a predicted model, not a curated record.
ACUUGCUUAAGCGCCUCUCUCUUCUCUCACUUUCGAAUCCUUACUCCGAACGGUGGGAAUCUCUCAAGAUGGCCGAGAAGAUCUACGUUACAUAUAAUGAGGUCCACAAACUCUGUGCCCGUUCCGCAAAGGAUAUCCUCCAUGAGUUCCAACCGACUCUCAUGAUCGCCAUCGGUGGUGGAGGUUAUGUGCCGGCACGGAUCCUGCGGUCCUUCCUCAAGCAGCCAGGCGCGCCGAACAUCCCCAUUCAAGCCAUCGGCCUCUCCCUCUACGAGCAGCUAGGCGUCUCCGACAACCCGAUCGAAACCCCCGGCACCAAAGUCACCCGCACACAAUGGCUGGACCUGUCGUCCCUGAGCAUGACGAGCCUAGUCGGGAAGAAUAUCCUUAUCGUCGACGAGGUGGACGAUACGCGCACGACGCUGGAGUACGCGGUUCGCGAGCUGGAGAAGGAUGUGCAAGAGGCAAAAGAGCGGAUGGGAAAAGAGGCGGAGGGAAUGGAGACGCGGUGGGGGGUGUUUGUCCUGCAUAACAAAGAUAAAACUAAGAAAGGGACGCUCCCGACCGAUAUGAUGAGUGGCGGACGGUACAUGGCCGCGCGCACGGUGGGAGAUGUGUGGAUUUGUUAUCCGUGGGAAGCGAAGGAUAUUGAGGAGCACGACCGGUUGGCUGCGGAGGCCGAAGCCAAAGGCAAGAACUAGACAAAAGUGACCAAUUGCAUUGCAAGGGAGGUGUUUGGCGAUUCGGUGGGAACGGUGUGUAUUAUCAAUAAAGAGUGCUUAGACACGGCCUUGAUAUGUCCAGGAAGCGAUUGGCGAGUGAGUAUCGAAUGGGGGAUCGGUCCGCUGCAUAGAGUAUUACACUAUUCCUAGAGAGGGGAUGAUUACCCACUUGGGACUUCAAAUUAUGUCAAAAGGUGAUAACAAGGAGCGAACCAUUUUAACAUUACCCUUUAGAGCCGCCCACCCACAGUUCCACUGGCCAUUACCUAUUGCUGCCCACCCAGGAUAUCUCCACCUGCCAUCCAACCCGACUCGACGAGACAUCACUCCCUCCAGACCAAAAUCCCCUUCUCAUAAAGCCCGGCCACAAUCCCGAUCUUCUCCCUCACGUCCCUCACCGCCGUCGUCGAUGUCCCAUACUCAUUCCCCAAAUACAACAGCCUCAGCACCCCCUCUGCAUUUCCAUCCCACUCCGC